Messenger RNA from Diprion similis, 661 nucleotides. RefSeq lists its product as uncharacterized. The record is from RefSeq and is a predicted model, not a curated record. The transcript is spliced from 4 exons. Lineage: Eukaryota; Metazoa; Arthropoda; Insecta; Hymenoptera; Diprionidae. The coding region runs from base 1 to 576 and encodes 191 amino acids.
AUGUAUAGGUAUUCGCUUCUUGCACACUCUAGCACGCCCCUCAUCAACUGUAUGCAAUCCUCUCAAAUCCUCUAUACACAGAGGCUAGAUAUUAGCAGCGCCACCAGUGGGAGUUGCAGGAAGGUUCGCAACCCUAAUAGCGCCACUACGGCGAUAAUGAGAACUAGGCCCAGUGUUGAUAAAUCCUGGCUCGGCGUCUGCUACGUUGAUACUGUUACAGGAUUGAAUAUUGAGAAUUGCGUAAGGUUCAGCAGGAGGUUUUCAAUUUCCAGUUUGACUUUAUACCGAACUAUGAUCGGCUGGCAGGCUCUUGGCACCGUCAAUUGUAUUUUGUUGACAAUCUGGAAGCCAAGUUUGGAAAAAAAAUGCCAAUUGAAUCUGAACAUGAUUUACAAGACGCAGGAAAGCUUCGAUUUUGGAGAAAGUGGUAUAUUCGAUGUAGAACUUUUAUCAUCGAUUAAACUUUACACUCCAAAUUUCCAAGUUCUAAUUAAGAUUCUAAUGCAACAUCGUACCAAAGUAAAAAUGGAUGAAACGAGGCUCAAUCUUGCGACCAGUAUGCACCACUGUAAAUAACCGUGCAUUCCAAAAUGAGCCAAGACUGCCCAACAUAUCGUCAUAAUGAACAGCUGAUAUGAAAGAGGCAGAUGAGAAUAUUUUU